AGGCCAGCACAUUAAUACGCUCAUUAUGCUGAAGUUCAGCACCGUGGGGGCCUCAUUAUGAUGGUUUGCCCUCAUCUUGGCUGUACAUAUCCUCAGAGAGCUGUCGAAGUUGCCAGCAUGCUGCUCGUGGCGCACGCCAUGGUGGGCGUGUUUCCCAUCGGGACUGUUCCAUUACUAGUAUUGAUAGCGCUAAGCCGGUCGGAACUACAGUAGCAUUGCACUGGCGUUACUGCAUGCGACCAUCCAAUCCAAGAUAUCUAGCGGAGACUUUCUUCGUUGGCGCAAAUGUCCACUUCCGAAUUUGCAGCUUUGGUGUCACAAGCGACUCUCCAUUCACAGUCACCGUAAUGACCACGUCCGUAAAGAUUCCGACCACGUCGAACGCCAGCUCCACGCGGACAACUGGGCGUACCACCGUCGGAGCCUCCCACCGCGUCCGCCUCUGCUACCACGACGAAGCGUACCGUCAGCGCACCGAAGAGCGCACCAAGAACCUCAUCGCAGAUGCUUCAUUGCCCACGACCUCCAGUACGAGCGCGUUGCUGGCCAAGAAGGCGCUCAAGUACCGCAAAUUAUACGACCGCAUGACGGGUGUGGACGUGAACGACCCCAACUUCGACGUAUUCGAGUUUCUGGGCAUCGACUGGUGUAAAGCCUCGCCCGUGGGGACCUCUGGCCACGCAUAAAGACCGUAGAAAAGAUAGGUAUUUAUUGGUAUUGUCCAGCUUUGUGCGCCCAGGCAGAUGCUACAAAGGGGACGAAUGCAUAGUCACGACGAGUUUUAGAUAACUUGGUAAUGUAUCAUCAAAGCUCUUCUAAGUAAUUCGAUUUGGGAGUUGUACAUGUAGUAAAAGUUGGAUCCGAAGCCGUUGGCAGAUUAUAAGUUGAAGGUGAUGAAU
This is a messenger RNA of Phytophthora nicotianae INRA-310, 899 nucleotides long. RefSeq lists its product as hypothetical. The transcript has a single exon. The coding region runs from base 234 to 686 and encodes 150 amino acids. The record is from RefSeq and is a predicted model, not a curated record. NCBI's taxonomy places the organism in Eukaryota, Oomycota, Peronosporomycetes, Peronosporales, Peronosporaceae.